CUCACUUUGAAAGCCAGUAGUCUGUUGGCAGGUGAGCUGUAAACCAGAUUAAGUCCAAGUCAGCAAGUUACAAAUUAUUAUUUUUUAGUCUUGUGUGCAGACAGAUCAGUAGAACAAUGACUGAGAAAGACAGAUUGUUCUCCCCCGGUGCCUCUUUGGAGAUCAGCCCUUCAGUUUGCACACCCCUGUCUCUCAACUGAGGCAUUUAACUGGCUGUUGAGAAUGAAAUAACAUCUCACAGCACACCCAUCACCGGCCUCAGGCAGGGAGGAUCACUACACUGGAGAGGUAUAAAGACAGCACUCCAAAUCCAUUAGACACCUGUUGCCAAGAGCACCUGAAUGUGUGAAGGUGCUGGAGAGGAGUAUGAACUCAAUUCAUCUUCCAGCCCAUCAGAGAUCUACAGGCCUUCACCCAACUCACCCAAAAAGUGCCCAGGAAGCCACGGAGAUGGCAGUGUACUGUGACAACUUCAGCAUGUACCACCAGCAGAACCUGCACGCAUCUCAAAGAACACCCAACUAUGGAAUAGGGGACUAUGCACCUUCAACUAACCCUUAUUUAUGGCUUGGUGGACCUGGAGUUAACAAUUCACCCAGCUAUCUUCAUGGAAACAAUCCAACCUCUUACAUGCCACCUUCCUAUGGGUCUCAGAGACAGUUCUUGCCAAAUUCAUCAGGUUUUGGUGGGGCAGACCUUGGCUGGCUGUCCAUCGCCUCCCAGGAAGAACUCCUGAAGCUGGUAAGGCCUCCAUACUCAUAUUCAGCUCUCAUCGCGAUGGCCAUUCAAAAUGCUCCAGAAAAGAAACUGACCCUAAGCCAGAUCUACCAGUAUGUGGCGGACAACUUCCCUUUCUACAAGAAGAGUAAAGCUGGGUGGCAGAAUUCUAUCCGGCACAACUUGUCCUUGAACGACUGCUUCAAGAAAGUCCCGAGAGAUGAGGACGACCCAGGAAAAGGGAAUUACUGGACUCUGGACCCCAACUGUGAGAAAAUGUUUGAUAAUGGGAACUUUCGCCGGAAAAGGAAGCGCAGAUCAGAAUCCAGCAACACUGAGGCCGUUACGGGUAAAAGCGAGGACGGUCGCGGAACUCUAGGGGGAAAAGAUGGAGAGAGUCUAUCUUUGAUGACCCCGUCGUCUCCUGAGAUGGAAGCCGCCUCAGAUGGCAGGAAGAGUACCUCUCCCCCAGGAAUCACCUCCACCCCUUGCUUGAAUAACUUUUUCAGCAGCAUGACAUCCUUGGAGUCGAGCUCGGUGAACAGACAGAUGUCUCUGGGGCUGGUGAAUGAACUUUCUCAGAGAAACAUCACUGGAUUAAGCAGUUUCACCCCAGGCUCUAUGUCAGAGCCAUCUGCAGAAUUUCAGGACAGCUUGCACCUCACUAGAGCCCCCUACUAUAACUCCUUCUCUGGCGCCAACCAGAGCGGCCAAUUCAACAGCCAUUUUUACAACACUUUCAGCGUCAACAGCCUCAUAUACACAAGGGACGGCAGUGAGGUGUGAUCCCAGGAAUCUGCUGACACAGCUGACAAUCACUGGGACACUUUUCCUGUUGAAAAAAUGGGGAAGACAGACUUAGAACAAAUAACAUGAGCAAAGUUUCGUCUUGUGACCACAUGCAGUAUAACAGGUCUCUUAGACUUUGCGUACAAUAUUUUGGGAAACAAAUGUUUUGCAAGAGAAACUCUUGUUGGUCAUUAACAACAAAUGACAGCACAAACUGUAAAUACUUCUUUUAUACAUACGCAUUUUACAUUGUGUAAAUUUGGGGAGGACUUUUUUCAUAAAAAUAUUUUUUUUAUUUAUAAUGAAUGACAAGUUUUGAUAUUUUUAUAUAUUACACAGUCAAUUGGAUUGUAUGUUUUCUUUUUGCAAUAAAUCAUGCAACAAUGUCA
This is a messenger RNA of Pseudophryne corroboree (corroboree frog), 1895 nucleotides long. Its product is annotated as forkhead box protein I1c-like. Gene Ontology annotation, molecular function: RNA polymerase II cis-regulatory region sequence-specific DNA binding; DNA-binding transcription factor activity, RNA polymerase II-specific. The record is from RefSeq and is a predicted model, not a curated record. Lineage: Eukaryota; Metazoa; Chordata; Amphibia; Anura; Myobatrachidae. Gene Ontology annotation, biological process: cell differentiation; regulation of transcription by RNA polymerase II; anatomical structure morphogenesis. The transcript is spliced from 3 exons. The coding region runs from base 367 to 1503 and encodes 378 amino acids.